AUGCGGUCUUCGAUCAUCUUCUUCGUCCUGGUUCAGGUGUACCUUGGAGGUGCAUCCCUUCACCACAAGAUCACCUACAAGAGCUUCCACGAUGGGUUGCGUGAGUGCGCCGAGUACUACGAAAUCUCCAACUGCACGCUGGACAAGUACAUCGCGGAGUCGUACCCGAACAUCGAACCCGUCCAGCGGUUGAUCCACUGCACGCUGCACAACCUGGUCUCGUGGACGGAUGGAAAAGGCGUCAAGGAGCACGUGUUCCGUAACUUUUUCGUACCGGCCGUCGGCGACACGUGCUACGCAAACAGGACUCGGGAGUGCAUCCGCAGCGUUUUUCACCGUCUGGAUCACGGAAAUCACUUUGCCAGGGCGUACGAGACGUUCCAGUGCUACUACCAUCAGUGGGGAAACAUCUCUCCGAAGAAGCAAUUCAUCCCGCGGACCGAGUACGAUUUUGACACGCUGCUUCUGGAAGUGAUCCAGUUCCGACACGUUCCGGAGUGCGAGCUCAUCGAGUACAGCAAGGGCAACGUGCUGGAUCAGCCCAACUUUGCGCCUGGUUACUUGCUGGGAUCCGUCCGCGGAGGAUACUACUCCCUGAAGCACGGAAUCAGCCUGGAGAACCUCUACACCCAGUUCGGAUGUCCGGAACUGCUGACCAAGGAGCUGAAACAGUGCGUUGAAGGUGUCGUGAAGCAGUACUGCGACGAUAGUCACGAGGUGAAACAGUUUGUGACCUUCAAGAACUGUCUCAACUCGGUGAUCCCGUGGUACUCUCGGGUGGUAGCGGUGUCCAAGGAGAAGCUGUACGGGAAGGCACCCUGCAAGAGCUGUGUCGCAGCCAAAGAGGUUCCGUACGUGGUGCACCAUGUCCCCGCAUCCGUCGGUGCCGCUCCAAAACCGUACUAUAACGUAGAUCACUGA
Messenger RNA from Culex pipiens pallens (northern house mosquito), 921 nucleotides. Its product is annotated as general odorant-binding protein 69-like. The coding region runs from base 1 to 921 and encodes 306 amino acids. Gene Ontology annotation, molecular function: odorant binding. NCBI's taxonomy places the organism in Eukaryota, Metazoa, Arthropoda, Insecta, Diptera, Culicidae. Gene Ontology annotation, biological process: sensory perception of smell. The record is from RefSeq and is a predicted model, not a curated record. The transcript has a single exon.